GAAAACUGUCCGAAGACCAAAGGCGUCGGACCCGUGGCUGAGGAGCAGGCAGGCGCAUCCCUGCAGGGACCCCCUUCCACUCCGAGUGUUUAUGAAAUUGUAAACCAGGCUGCAAGAGGGAGACGGUCAGGAGGCAGAGGGGAGGGGGAGCUUAUUCCUCCUCCCUCUCUUGUCUCAAAGCCUUUUGCUUUCCAAGCUCAAAUGCUAGCUGAAAUCUGACGCCUGGACUGCACAUACUGAGACGUGGGCAUGCCCUUGCAGUGCACUGAUUUCCUCUGUAGCUUGGAGAGCCAGAGCCGCGCUGAGGCUCAGAGUGAGGAGCAGCUCCAUCGGGCAGCGAGUGCCACAUCACUGUGCUGCCUGCGCAAGGGGCUCCAGCAUGGUCCCGAGGCUCCUGCUCCUCCUUGGUGGGCUGCUUAAGGCCACCGAGCCAGCACCCCGCUGUGAAACCGGCCAGGAGACCCUAGGUCAAUGCCAAACUGUACAGAAAGCAAAAUGCGUGGACAUUGCCUUAAGUUCUUGUACUGAUGUUGCCUAUACUCAAAUGAUGUAUCCUAAUUUUCUGGAUCAGAAGUCUCGAGAAGUGAUUGAGUACAGCUCCGAGUACAUCCUCAUCAGCGUGCUGCAUAACUUGCUCCAGGGAGAAUGCAAUCCGGACCUGAGGCUCCUGGGCUGCUCAGUGCUGGCCCCGCAGUGCGAAAAGGACAAAGUUAUAAAGCCCUGCAGGCAUGUCUGUGAAAACCUGAAAAAAAAUUGCCUCCCUGCCUUUGAUGCAAUAGACAUGGCUUGGCCCUACUUCUUAGACUGUGACCGCUUUUUCGCUGGGGAAGAAGAGGGAUGUUUUGACCCGCUGGCAAAGCUGCGAGGAGAAGUAGAUGUUGAAGAAGAUUUGCCUUCAGACUUGCCAGGAACUUUUAUUCAGUUCAAACACCAUUCAUAUUCCCAAAUGGUGAGCACAUUGAAGAAGACUGCUUCUAAGUGCUCCCAUAUUGCAACAAUUUACAGCAUAGGUCGCAGUUUUGAAGGGAAGGAUCUUCUCGUGAUUGAGUUUUCAACCAAGCCUGGACACCAUGAACUGCUCAAGCCAGAAUUUAAGUACAUUGGCAAUAUGCAUGGAAAUGAAGUUGUGGGGAAAGAACUGCUAAUAUACCUCGCACAGUAUCUGUGUUCGGAGUAUCUUCUCGGGAACCCUCGCAUCCAGACCUUGAUUAAUAAUACCAGAAUUCAUCUCCUACCUUCACUCAACCCUGAUGGGUAUGAACUGGCUGCAGAAGAGGGAGCUGGUUACAAUGGAUGGGUCAUUGGACGACAGACAGCUCAGAACUUGGACCUGAACAGAAAUUUCCCUGAUUUGACGUCUGAGGCUUACAGCAGAGCUGGGAUUCGUGGGGCCCGCCUUGACCACAUCCCCAUUCCACAAUCCUACUGGUGGGGUAAGGUGGCCCCUGAGACGAAAGCAGUCAUGAAGUGGUUGAGAUCUAUCCCAUUCGUGCUCUCUGCCAGCCUCCAUGGGGGUGAGCUGGUUGUGACCUAUCCUUACGACUAUUCGAGGCAUCCUAUGGAAGAAAAAAUGUUCUCCCCUACACCUGAUGAGAAGAUGUUUAAAAUGCUGGCUAAAGCCUACGCAGAUGCACAUCCAGUCAUCUCGGAUCGAUCCGAACUUCGUUGUGGUGGAAAUUUUGUGAAACGCGGAGGUAUUAUAAAUGGUGCUGAGUGGUACAGCUUCACUGGAGGUAUGGCAGAUUUUAAUUACCUUCACACAAAUUGCUUUGAAGUUACCGUGGAGGUAGGAUGUGAAAAGUUUCCUUUGGAGGAGGAAUUGUUUACAAUCUGGCAUGAAAACAGAGAUGCCCUUCUGAAUUACAUGGAAAUGGUUCAUCGAGGGAUAAAAGGAAUUGUGUCUGAUAAGUUUGGCAACCCAAUAAAAAAUGCUCGUAUUUCAGUCAGGGGCAUCCAGCAUGAUGUCACCACAGCUGCUGAUGGAGACUACUGGCGACUCCUGCCUCCAGGGACAUACAUAAUCAGCGCCCAAGCCGCGGGAUACAGCCGGGUGAUGAAGAGGGUCACCCUUCCCGCCAAGAUGAAACGGGCCGGGCGAGUCGACUUUGUCUUGCGACCUGUUGAGGCUUGGCCCAACAAGCUCCUCCGCCGGUCGAUGGAAGACAUGUACGACCCGUACGACCCGCUGGAACUUUUCGACCCUCACGCCCAACACGGGCAGCCUGAGGCUCGAGGUGGGUCGCCGCCGGGCAGGGAGAAGCCUUGGUGGUGGUCUUACUUCAGCUCUCUAGACCUGCACAAACCUCUGUGGCUGCUCAAGCAGCACUGAAGGGUGUCACGGUGCUCUGCUCACCUCGCUCUGCUGCCCUUCCACCCGACUCCAGAUGCUCUCACUGCUCUUGGCAAUAUUUAAAUCUGUUUCAUUUGAAAAUAUAAUGUUAAUUCAAGCUCGCUUACUACUUUUGUUUUCUCUUCACACGCAGCUGAGUAUGUUCAAGUGUUUUUAUAUAUUAAAAACAAUGGUACACACCCGUUCAAAGGCCAGGUUUUAUGCAGUUUUUUUCUUGGUAAUGCUC
Harpia harpyja (harpy eagle) is the source of this 2576-nucleotide messenger RNA. It is a transcript of the gene CPZ, whose product is annotated as carboxypeptidase Z. The record is from RefSeq and is a predicted model, not a curated record. NCBI's taxonomy places the organism in Eukaryota, Metazoa, Chordata, Aves, Accipitriformes, Accipitridae. Gene Ontology annotation, biological process: proteolysis. Bases 380 to 2329 code for a protein of 649 amino acids. Gene Ontology annotation, molecular function: metallocarboxypeptidase activity; protein binding; zinc ion binding. The transcript has 11 exons.